UAUCCGCUGCGGAGCGAACGGCGUGAGGCAGGGGCCGCGGCGGCGCAUCUUUUUCCUCAGCAGCCCUCAGCGCGGCGACCCACGCCCCUCACCCCUAGGAACCGAGUCCACAUUCCUUCAACAUGUUGUCAUCGUUUCGUAAACGCAGAGUUCAGAAAAUGGAUCCAAGUGGGGUCAAAGUGCUGGAAACAGCCGAGGACAUCCAGGAGAGACGACAGCAGGUUCUGGAUCGGUACCACCGCUUCAAGGAGCUCUCUACCUUGCGGCGGCAGAAACUGGAGGAUUCCUAUCGCUUCCAGUUUUUUCAGAGAGAUGCUGAGGAGCUGGAGAAGUGGAUUCAGGAGAAGCUUCAAGUUGCCUCUGAUGAGAACUACAAAGACCCCACCAACUUGCAGGGAAAGCUCCAGAAACACCAAGCCUUUGAAGCUGAAGUACAGGCCAACUCAGGAGCCAUUGUGAAGCUGGAUGAGACAGGAAACUUGAUGAUUUCUGAAGGGCACUUUGCAUCUGAGACCAUCCGGACACGUUUAAUGGAGCUGCACCGCCAGUGGGAGUUGCUUUUGGAGAAGAUGCGGGAGAAAGGAAUCAAACUGCUGCAGGCACAGAAGCUGGUGCAGUAUUUGCGGGAGUGUGAGGAUGUAAUGGACUGGAUCAAUGACAAGGAAGCAAUUGUGACGUCUGAGGAGCUGGGCCAGGAUUUGGAGCAUGUAGAGGUACUACAGAAGAAGUUUGAAGAGUUUCAAACUGAUCUGGCUGCUCAUGAAGAAAGAGUUAAUGAAGUAAACCAGUUUGCUGCCAAACUUAUCCAGGAGCAGCACCCGGAAGAGGAGCUGAUCAAGACCAAGCAGGAGGAGGUGAAUGCAGCUUGGCAGCGACUGAAAGGCCUGGCUCUUCAAAGGCAGGGGAAGCUCUUUGGUGCUGCCGAGGUUCAGCGCUUUAACAGGGAUGUAGAUGAGACCAUUGGUUGGAUUAAGGAGAAAGAGCAGUUAAUGGCCUCUGAUGACUUUGGCAGAGACUUAGCAAGUGUUCAAGCUCUGCUUCGGAAGCAUGAGGGUCUGGAGAGAGAUCUUGCUGCUCUAGAGGACAAGGUGAAAGCCCUGUGUGCCGAGGCUGACCGCCUGCAACAGUCACACCCUCUGAGUGCCAACCAGAUCCAGGUGAAGCGAGAGGAACUAAUUACCAACUGGGAGCAGAUCCGAACUCUGGCCGCAGAGAGACAUGCACGGCUUGAUGACUCAUACAGGCUUCAGCGCUUUCUUGCUGACUUCCGUGACCUCACGAGCUGGGUGACUGAAAUGAAAGCCCUCAUCAAUGCAGAUGAACUGGCCAAUGACGUGGCUGGUGCUGAGGCCCUGCUGGACAGGCAUCAAGAGCACAAGGGUGAAAUCGAUGCUCAUGAAGAUAGCUUUAAGUCUGCAGAUGAGUCUGGGCAGGCCCUACUCGCUGCUGGUCACUAUGCCUCAGAUGAAGUGAGGGAGAAGCUGAGCAUCCUCUCUGAGGAGAGAGCUGCCCUGCUGGAGCUGUGGGAGCUUCGGAGGCAACAGUAUGAGCAGUGCAUGGACUUGCAGCUCUUCUACCGAGACACUGAGCAGGUGGACAACUGGAUGAGCAAACAGGAGGCAUUCCUGCUAAAUGAAGAUUUGGGUGACUCCUUAGACAGUGUGGAAGCUCUUUUGAAGAAGCAUGAGGACUUUGAGAAAUCUCUCAGUGCCCAGGAAGAAAAAAUCACAGCACUUGAUGAGUUUGCAACCAAGCUUAUUCAGAACAACCACUACGCAAUGGAAGAUGUAGCCACUCGACGAGAUGCUCUCCUGAGCCGCCGCAAUGCCCUCCAUGAGCGAGCCAUGCAUCGCCGGGCACAGCUGGCCGAUUCCUUCCACCUGCAGCAGUUCUUCCGCGAUUCCGAUGAGCUCAAAAGUUGGGUCAAUGAGAAGAUGAAAACGGCCACUGAUGAAGCUUACAAAGAUCCGUCCAACCUGCAAGGGAAAGUCCAAAAGCACCAGGCUUUUGAGGCUGAGCUCUCAGCCAACCAGAGCCGUAUUGAUGCCCUAGAGAAAGCUGGGCAAAAACUAAUAGAUGUGAACCACUAUGCCAAGGAAGAAGUAGCAGCUCGGAUGAAUGAGGUCAUCAGUUUGUGGAAGAAACUUCUAGAGGCCACAGAACUGAAAGGAGUCAAGCUCCGAGAAGCCAACCAGCAGCAACAAUUUAAUCGAAAUGUUGAGGACAUUGAGUUGUGGCUGUAUGAAGUUGAAGGUCACUUGGCUUCAGAUGAUUAUGGUAAAGACCUCACUAAUGUCCAGAACCUCCAGAAGAAGCAUGCUCUGCUAGAGGCAGAUGUUGCUGCUCACCAGGAUCGAAUUGACGGCAUCACAAUUCAGGCCCGCCAGUUCCAAGAUGCUGGCCAUUUCGAUGCCGAAAACAUUAAAAAGAAGCAAGAGGCCCUUGUAGCUCGCUAUGAGGCUCUCAAGGAACCCAUGGUGGCCCGGAAGCAGAAGCUGGCAGAUUCUCUUCGUCUGCAGCAGCUCUUCCGAGAUGUGGAGGAUGAGGAAACCUGGAUUCGAGAAAAGGAGCCUAUUGCUGCGUCCACUAACAGAGGCAAAGAUCUUAUUGGAGUCCAGAAUCUGCUAAAGAAGCACCAAGCUUUACAGGCAGAAAUUGCUGGCCAUGAACCUCGCAUCAAAGCAGUGACACAAAAGGGCAAUGCCAUGGUGGAGGAAGGUGAGUGUGGUCAAGCAACUGGACCUGCUUUUACUCUUUAUAUCUUUCCCCUGUUGGCAUGGAGUACAUGGACCUGGGCCCCAUUGAUGAGGCCAAGGCUGAGUCCCCUUCUCACGCUGUUGUAUGAGUCUGCCCAAGCCUCACCAUGUGAUUUUCAGUGUCAUGUCAGUGUACUCCACAUCACCCUUCCAGGCCAUUUUGCUGCUGAGGAUGUGAAGGCCAAACUGAGUGAGCUCAACCAGAAGUGGGAGGCACUGAAAGCCAAAGCCUCCCAGCGGAGGCAGGAUCUGGAGGACUCACUACAGGCCCAGCAGUACUUUGCCGACGCCAAUGAAGCUGAGUCCUGGAUGCGGGAGAAGGAGCCCAUUGUGGGCAGUACCGACUAUGGGAAGGAUGAAGACUCUGCUGAGGCUCUGCUCAAGAAGCAUGAAGCUUUGAUGUCCGAUCUCAGUGCCUACGGCAGCAGCAUUCAAGCUUUGCGAGAGCAGGCUCAGUCAUGCCGGCAACAAGUGGCCCCCAUGGAUGAUGAGACUGGCAAGGAGCUGGUCUUGGCUCUCUAUGACUAUCAAGAGAAGAGCCCUCGUGAGGUCACCAUGAAGAAAGGGGAUAUCCUCACCUUGCUCAACAGCACAAACAAGGACUGGUGGAAAGUGGAAGUGAAUGACCGUCAGGGUUUUGUGCCAGCUGCGUAUGUGAAGAAGCUGGACCCCGCCCAGUCAGCCUCAAGGGAGAACCUCCUGGAAGAACAGGGCAGCAUUGCUCUGCGGCAGGGGCAGAUCGACAACCAGACACGCAUAACUAAGGAGGCCGGCAGUGUAUCUCUGCGUAUGAAACAGGUGGAAGAACUGUAUCAGUCUCUGCUGGAGCUGGGUGAGAAGAGAAAAGGCAUGUUGGAGAAGAGUUGCAAGAAGUUCAUGUUGUUCCGGGAAGCGAACGAGCUACAGCAGUGGAUCAACGAGAAGGAAGCUGCUCUAACGAGUGAAGAGGUUGGCGCUGACUUGGAGCAGGUCGAGGUGCUGCAGAAGAAGUUCGAUGACUUCCAGAAGGAUCUGAAAGCCAAUGAGUCCCGGCUGAAGGACAUUAACAAAGUGGCCGAGGACCUGGAGUCUGAAGGUCUCAUGGCGGAAGAAGUGCAGGCCGUGCAGCAGCAGGAGGUGUAUGGUAUGAUGCCCAGGGAUGAAGCAGAUUCCAAGACCGCCUCCCCAUGGAAGUCUGCUCGACUGAUGGUCCACACAGUGGCCACCUUCAACUCCAUCAAGGAGCUGAAUGAGCGCUGGCGGUCCCUGCAACAGCUGGCUGAGGAACGUAGCCAGCUCCUGGGCAGUGCACACGAAGUACAGAGGUUCCACAGGGAUGCGGAUGAAACCAAAGAAUGGAUUGAGGAGAAGAACCAGGCUCUGAACACAGACAACUAUGGCCAUGAUCUAGCUAGCGUCCAGGCCCUGCAGCGCAAACACGAAGGCUUCGAGAGGGACCUUGCAGCUCUUGGUGACAAGGUGAAUUCCCUUGGGGAAACAGCCCAGAGGCUGAUCCAGUCCCACCCUGAAUCUGCAGAGGACUUAAAGGAAAAGUGCACAGAGUUAAACCAGGCCUGGACCAGCCUAGGGAAGCGUGCAGACCAGCGCAAGGCCAAACUGGGUGACUCCCAUGACCUGCAGCGCUUCCUUAGCGAUUUCCGGGACCUCAUGUCUUGGAUCAAUGGAAUACGAGGGUUGGUAUCUUCAGAUGAACUGGCCAAGGAUGUCACUGGAGCUGAGGCUUUGCUGGAGCGACACCAGGAACACCGGACAGAAAUUGAUGCCAGGGCUGGCACUUUCCAGGCAUUUGAGCAGUUUGGGCAGCAGCUGUUGGCUCAUGGGCACUAUGCCAGCCCAGAGAUCAAGGAGAAACUUGAUAUUCUUGACCAGGAGCGCACAGACCUGGAGAAGGCCUGGGUUCAGCGCAGAAUGAUGCUGGACCACUGCCUGGAGUUGCAGCUGUUCCAUCGAGACUGUGAGCAAGCAGAGAACUGGAUGGCUGCCCGGGAAGCCUUCCUAAACACAGAAGACAAAGGAGACUCGCUGGACAGUGUGGAGGCUCUGAUCAAAAAACAUGAAGACUUCGACAAAGCUAUCAAUGUCCAGGAGGAGAAGAUAGCUGCCCUGCAGGCCUUUGCCGACCAGCUCAUUGCUGUGGACCACUAUGCCAAGGGAGACAUUGCAAACCGACGCAAUGAGGUCCUGGACAGGUGGCGCCGCCUAAAAGCCCAGAUGAUUGAGAAAAGGUCAAAGCUCGGAGAAUCUCAAACACUUCAGCAGUUCAGCCGGGAUGUAGAUGAGAUUGAAGCCUGGAUCAGUGAGAAGUUACAAACAGCCAGCGAUGAGUCAUACAAGGACCCCACCAACAUCCAGCUUUCCAAGCUGCUGAGCAAGCACCAGAAGCACCAAGCCUUUGAGGCAGAACUGCACGCCAAUGCUGACCGAAUCCGUGGAGUUAUUGACAUGGGCAACUCCCUCAUUGAGCGUGGGGCCUGUGCUGGCAGUGAGGAUGCUGUCAAGGCCCGCCUGGCUGCCCUUGCAGACCAGUGGCAGUUCCUGGUGCAGAAGUCAGCUGAGAAGAGCCAGAAGCUGAAAGAGGCCAAUAAGCAGCAGAACUUCAACACCGGGAUCAAAGACUUUGACUUCUGGCUUUCUGAGGUGGAGGCUCUCCUGGCAUCUGAAGACUACGGCAAAGACCUGGCUUCCGUGAACAACCUGCUCAAAAAGCAUCAGCUGCUGGAGGCAGACAUAUCGGCCCACGAGGAUCGUCUGAAGGACCUGAACAGCCAGGCUGACAGCCUGAUGACUAGCAGUGCCUUCGACACCUCCCAAGUGAAAGAGAAGCGGGACACCAUCAAUGGACGCUUUCAGAAGAUCAAGAGCAUGGCAACCUCCCGAAGAGCAAAACUGAGCGAGUCCCAUCGCCUGCACCAGUUUUUCCGAGACAUGGAUGACGAGGAGUCCUGGAUCAAGGAGAAGAAGUUGUUAGUGAGCUCUGAGGACUAUGGCAGAGACCUCACUGGUGUUCAAAAUCUGAGGAAGAAACACAAGCGGCUAGAAGCCGAACUGGCCGCACACGAACCAGCCAUUCAGGGUGUCCUGGACACGGGGAAGAAGCUGUCUGAUGACAACACCAUCGGGCAGGAGGAGAUCCAGCAGCGUCUCGCACAGUUUGUGGAGCACUGGAAGGAACUGAAACAGCUAGCAGCUGCACGGGGCCAGCGGCUGGAGGAGUCCUUGGAGUAUCAGCAGUUUGUGGCCAACGUGGAGGAGGAGGAGGCUUGGAUCAAUGAGAAGAUGACCCUGGUGGCCAGCGAAGACUACGGGGACACUCUUGCUGCCAUCCAGGGCUUACUGAAGAAACAUGAAGCUUUUGAGACAGACUUCACUGUCCACAAGGAUCGAGUGAAUGAUGUCUGUACUAAUGGACAAGACCUCAUUAAGAAGAACAAUCACCAUGAGGAGAACAUCUCUUCAAAGAUGAAGGGUCUGAAUGGUAAAGUGUCUGACCUGGAGAAAGCAGCAGCUCAGAGGAAAGCGAAGCUGGAUGAGAACUCGGCCUUCCUUCAGUUCAAUUGGAAGGCUGACGUGGUGGAGUCCUGGAUUGGUGAAAAGGAGAACAGCUUGAAAACAGAUGAUUAUGGCCGAGAUCUGUCUUCUGUCCAAACUCUGCUCACCAAGCAGGAGACAUUUGAUGCUGGCCUGCAGGCCUUCCAGCAGGAGGGCAUUGCCAAUAUCACUGCCCUCAAAGACCAGCUGCUAGCUGCCAAGCACAUUCAGUCGAAGGCCAUCGAGGCCCGACAUGCCUCCCUCAUGAAGAGGUGGACCCAGCUGUUGGCCAAUUCAGCUACCCGCAAGAAGAAGUUGCUAGAGGCCCAGAGUCAUUUCCGAAAGGUAGAAGACCUCUUCCUGACCUUUGCCAAAAAGGCAUCGGCUUUCAACAGCUGGUUUGAGAAUGCAGAAGAGGACCUCACAGACCCAGUGCGCUGCAACUCUCUGGAAGAAAUCAAAGCCCUCCGAGAGGCUCAUGAUGCCUUCCGCUCAUCGCUCAGCUCUGCGCAGGCCGACUUCAACCAGCUAGCCGAGCUGGACCGUCAGAUCAAGAGUUUCCGAGUGGCCUCCAAUCCCUACACCUGGUUCACCAUGGAGGCCCUGGAAGAGACGUGGAGGAACCUACAGAAGAUCAUUAAGGAGCGAGAACUGGAGCUGCAGAAGGAACAGCGGCGGCAGGAGGAGAAUGACAAGCUACGCCAAGAGUUUGCCCAGCAUGCCAACGCGUUCCACCAGUGGAUCCAGGAAACAAGAACGUAUCUCCUCGACGGCAUAGCAUAUCGUCGGGUCAUUCGUGUCUAUCAGUAUGAAGUUGGGGAUGAUCUGUCUGGAAGGUCCUGCAUGGUCGAAGAGUCGGGAACUCUGGAAUCUCAGCUUGAAGCUACCAAACGCAAGCACCAGGAGAUUCGGGCCAUGAGAAGUCAGCUGAAGAAGAUUGAGGACCUGGGGGCUGCCAUGGAGGAAGCCCUCAUCCUGGACAACAAGUACACUGAGCACAGCACUGUGGGCCUGGCCCAGCAGUGGGACCAGUUAGACCAGCUGGGCAUGCGCAUGCAGCACAACCUGGAGCAGCAGAUCCAGGCCAGGAACACAACAGGAGUCACUGAGGAGGCCCUCAAGGAGUUCAGCAUGAUGUUCAAACACUUCGACAAGGACAAGUCUGGCCGGCUGAAUCAUCAAGAGUUCAAAUCCUGCCUUCGUUCUCUGGGUUACGACCUGCCAAUGGUUGAGGAAGGAGAGCCUGAUCCUGAGUUUGAGGCCAUACUGGACACUGUUGAUCCCAACAGGGACGGCCACGUCUCCCUGCAAGAGUACAUGGCUUUCAUGAUCAGCCGUGAAACCGAGAAUGUCAAGUCCAGUGAAGAGAUCGAGAGUGCUUUCCGGGCCCUCAGCUCCGAGGGCAAGCCUUAUGUGACCAAGGAGGAGCUCUACCAGAACCUGACCCGGGAACAAGCUGACUACUGUGUCUCCCACAUGAAGCCCUAUGUGGAUGGCAAGGGCCGCGAACUUCCAACUGCCUUCGACUACGUGGAGUUCACCCGCUCUCUCUUUGUGAAUUGAUCAAUCCUCUUGGCUUCCAGACAGCCUGACCCACAUGCUUGCCCUGCUAUCUGUCACCUUUGCUGCAUGUCACUCCCUCUGCUUUCAAGGACAAUAUUCCAGACAGCGCUACUUUCCAGUGUAACCAUAGCCUGCUUAGCUUGGGGUAAGACUUAGUAGAAAAUGGUGCUUCAGUAAACCGCUUACUUCCAGUCACAAUCACCUUGUUGCUGUGGGACCCGACCCUGUUUGAGCCGGCUGCCCUCAUUCCCACUUAAAUCAAAGCAGCUGGCUAGUCCCCCUGUUUCCUUCCCAAAUCCUGUUUUCAUGUACAAGACAAAAUAAAGGACUCAAUUCUCCCUA
Molecule: messenger RNA, 8189 nt
Organism: Rattus norvegicus (Norway rat)
Lineage: Eukaryota; Metazoa; Chordata; Mammalia; Rodentia; Muridae
Source: RefSeq, a predicted model, not a curated record